AUGUCAACUCCAGAAUCCCUGCCGCACCAAUGUAUGCAACACUGUGUCAGCUUAACAAUCUGGUUCCCAUCUCCCCAAAAAGCCGUACGCCCCAUCCCUACGCAUGUGAAAGAAAACAGACAUGAAGCAAAAUUUCGUAAUAAUAGUCAGUGCGCCAGGAAGAUAACUCGUGGGAGAUGGGUCCGGUGGAUAAACAUCCUGAGACGAAAGCAUGAAAAUCAUGACAGCUAAGCCUAGCCAU
This is a messenger RNA of Bipolaris maydis ATCC 48331, 241 nucleotides long. NCBI's taxonomy places the organism in Eukaryota, Fungi, Ascomycota, Dothideomycetes, Pleosporales, Pleosporaceae. The record is from RefSeq and is a predicted model, not a curated record.